Molecule: messenger RNA, 528 nt
Organism: Funneliformis geosporum
Lineage: Eukaryota; Fungi; Glomeromycota; Glomeromycetes; Glomerales; Glomeraceae
Source: the annotation of a GenBank genome assembly
AUGCCUAUACAUUCCACCCCCAUUCCGCCAUCGUAUCCCCAAGCCAUUAUCCAUCGUCAACAUGAUGGUGAAUAUUGGUUUGAACUCGAGGGACGUAUUACUCACUUCAUCAUCCCGACGAUAGAGGAUGUUAUGAGAACCUGUAAGGUGGCUAGUCGUAAGCCACCGACAGUUUUCAUAAUAUUUAGAAGCCUGGUGCAGAGAUGCAUGAGGUUGCUUAAAAAAUAUGAGCAACACCAGGUCUCAAAGGUCUCUUCAGAACUUUGGAAACAUGUAAAAAUGCAAAUGAAAGAUUUACAUGGUAAAUUUCAGUCACUUUAUGAAGAAAAUAAAAAACAGUGGAAAAAGAGAGAUUUAAUUUUCGAAUAUUAUAAUCCAACAAGCUCCAACGAUAAAAUCGUGUCUUCUACAUCUAAUGAAAUGAAGACAUUAACCUCCUCUGAAGAAAUACAAAUUACAGAGGAAUUGUUUGUUGGGUUAGCACAUGUGCCUGGAUUUAAUUAUUACUUGGGAAACCCUUCCUACUAG